Parasteatoda tepidariorum (common house spider) is the source of this 2262-nucleotide messenger RNA. RefSeq names its product amphiphysin (gene Amph). Gene Ontology annotation, cellular component: cytoplasm; plasma membrane. Gene Ontology annotation, molecular function: phospholipid binding; protein binding. The record is from RefSeq and is a predicted model, not a curated record. NCBI's taxonomy places the organism in Eukaryota, Metazoa, Arthropoda, Arachnida, Araneae, Theridiidae.
UUUGGCGACUCGUUUACCUGUUGCUGCUGCAACCCCUAGGCAUGCCCAAACUGUCUGUUGCUCAACUAAGGUGAAGAUAGUCGAAACGAAGUUUAGAGUGGGAGAUACAGUCAGUGACCCAGGUAUCUCCAACACCCUGGCCCCAGUCCCGUAUGCGAAAUCUUACGGAACCUGGCGUAAGAUUAAAAUGGCUAGUGAUAAUAGAGCCGGUUCUCUCAGCAAAAGUGUACAAAAACAUGCUGGUAGAGCAAAGGAAAGGAUAUUGCAAAAUCUUGGAAAAGCAGAUCGAACGACAGAUGAUAUUUUGAACCUAUAUAUGAGCAAUUUCAACAAACAGCACGCUUCAGCACAAAGACUAAGCAAGGAAUUCAAAAAUUAUGUGUCUUGCGCCAGGGCUAUGCAAGCUGCAAGUAAAAGCUUGAUGGAUACACUGACGGAAAUGUAUGAGCCAUCCUGGGUCGGGUGUGAACAAAUUCCAGUUAAAACACAGGUUCUUGAAAUGGUUUGGGAUGAUUUUUGUCACAAACUUAAUGACCAAGUUGGAGUACCAGUUGCAACUUACUUGAGCCAAUUUCCAGAAAUAAGGGGGAAAAUUGCCAAACGAGGAAGGAAACUUGUUGAUUAUGAUAAGUGUCGGCACAAUUUACAGUCCCUACAACAGCCAAACCGAAAGAGAGAAGAAAUGAAAAUUGGAAAGGCAAAGGAAAGGUUAGAUGAAGCCAGAAAAAUGUAUGAGGUUAUAAAUAAUGAACUUCACGAUGAACUACCAGCUUUAUACGACAGCCGGAUAUCAUUCCUAGUAACCAAUCUGCAAACCAUGUUCACAUCAGAAAGCCAAUUUCACAAUGAAAACAACAAAAUAUUCAACCAACUAUCAGAAGUUGUUGAAAACCUUUCAUUAGAAAACCAAAAGGGAAAAUACAGGACAAGAAAGCCAGGUUCGCCUUUAAUCCUUAAAAGUGAUGGUGAUACAAGGCAUUAUGAAGAAAUUGAGUUCAGGAAAAGUCAAGCGCGUAUGUCAGGACAUAUAUCUAAUGGAGAAAUCAUUUCAUCUAAUACUCUACCAUCUGAUAAAAAGAGAGACAUAUCUCUAACUGUAUCCCAGACCAAUGCCAUGAAUUCAGACAACACAUUGAGAGAUUCUCUGAGAAAGCCAGCUAAAAUUGAAAAAGAUUAUGAGCCUGUUGAGGUGAAUGAGCUGAAUCAAAUGGGAGAUUCUAAGGAUCAAAAACUUGAUGAGCUUUAUGACAUACCUGUAGGUGCCACAACCACAGAUUUACCUGCUGGAGUUUUGUACAGGGUUCGAGCUACUUACAAAUAUACAGGGGAAGAUGUGGAUGAAUUAUCGUUCGAAAUCGGAGAUAUAAUACGUGUUGUUGAAUACGAAGACUUAGAAGAACAGGAGGAAGGCUGGUUAAUGGGAAUGAAAGAAGCAACUGGAGAGAAAGGUCUAUUUCCAGCCAAUUUUACCCGUCCCAUAUAAAAUAAUGCGAUGGCUGUCAAUAAAAAAAUUCACUCUAAGAACAAGAGAAGUUAAAGUUUAGAGAACUUUUAAUGGAGAACGUGUACUUAUGUAAAAAAAACAUAUAGAAAGAGGUUUAUUUUAUUGGCAAUAUAAAAAUAGAUAAAUUAUGUAUUUCGUGAACUCAUUGUACUUUAACUCAUUGCUUUAUUGCAGCUUAAAAUUUAAAAAGGCGUUGCUUCCGAGUUAAAAACUAGAGUUUAUUGUUGUUGGCUUUUUGUAAAUUGCUUGUUGAAAUUGUUUUAAAAACUGAAUAAUAGUGUUACUUAUUUAAGUUAAGAAAGGCUAAGUUGUUUCAUUUAAACUGAAUUUCAAAUGAUGAUUUAUUCAAUGAUGUUUUAUAAUAUUAAAAAUAAAUUUAUUUAUCAUGCAAUUCCUUAUACUUCUAUAUUUUUCAUAAAGUUUUAUGGUUUAUAAAAUUAAUAUUUUGUAGAACAAGUUUUAUUAUGAUUAUUUUAAUCAAAAAAUAAUUUUAAUAACUUUUUACUGAAAAACUACAUAUUGUUGACUAUUUACAUUUAUUCUUGAUUUCAAUUUCAGAAAUAUAAGGAUUCGAAAAAGUAACAGAACCAAGUGUUUUGUUUUUAUUUUCCAUUUUCUUUGUAGAAAUUGAAUACAAGAAAAUCAUGUUACAUUUAUAAAUUGUUUUAGGGAAAAGUAAUGGAUAUUGGUUCUACACUUCAAAUUUUGAUGAAUUUUAUUAUUUUCUGUGGAAUAAUAAAUAUAUUAUCUGUGUUGAA